CACUCCUGAAAUCCCCCACCCGCCUCUAGCUCGAUCAAACGAUUCGAAACCAUUCCGCACUAGAAAAUCCAAAUCGCCACGCUCCGAAACCCUAACCCUAGUCUUCCCUCCCGCCACUGCCCGCCCCAAUGGCGAAGCCGGUGAAGUACGACGACGACGACGAGGAGAUCUCGUCCUCCGCCGAGGAGGAGGAGGACCAGUCCGACGCCGCCGGCUCCGGAUCUGGCGAGGAGGGGGACGAGGACGAGGAGGACGCCGCGGCACCUCCCGCGGGGGAGGAGGAGGAGGCUGAGGGAGAGGGGCAGCAGGGGGAGGAGGAGGAGGUCGAUGAGGAGGAGAUCGAGGCCGUCACUACCGGCGCCGGCGCCGAGGAGGAGGAGGACGCCGGUGCCGCGGCCCCUGCGGAAGGCGACGACGAGUCCCAGUCCACAGAGGACGACGAGGCCGCCCCGGGCGAAAACGGCGACGAGACUGAUGUAGUGGUCGGGAAGCGUGAGAAAGCCAGGCUAAAGGAGCUCCAGAAGAUGAAGAGGCAAAAAAUACAAGAAAUAUUGGAUACUCAAAAUGCUGCCAUUGAUGCUGACAUGAACAAUAAAGGGAAGGGACGAUUGAAAUACCUUCUUCAGCAGACGGAAAUAUUUGCUCACUUUGCAAAAGGAAGUCAAUCUAAAGAGAAAAAACCACGUGGGCGGGGACGACAUGCAUCAAAGAUGACGGAAGAAGAGGAAGAUGAAGAAUACCUUAAGGAGGAGGAAGAUGCCCUUGCUGGUGCAGGGGGGACACGAUUAGUUUCUCAGCCUUCAUGCAUUAAAGGAAAAAUGCGAGACUACCAAUUGGCUGGGCUUAAUUGGCUCAUACGGUUGUAUGAGAAUGGUAUCAAUGGGAUUUUGGCUGAUGAGAUGGGCCUUGGGAAAACUCUUCAAACCAUUUCACUGCUGGGCUAUCUGCAUGAAUUCAGAGGUAUAACUGGUCCUCACAUGGUUGUUGCACCGAAGUCCACGCUUGGCAACUGGAUGAAGGAAAUCCAGCGUUUUUGCCCUGUCCUUCGUGCUGUGAAGUUCUUGGGAAAUCCAGAAGAGAGGAACCAUAUAAGGGACAAUUUGCUACAGCCUGGGAAAUUUGAUGUGUGCGUGACUAGUUUUGAAAUGGCAAUCAAAGAAAAAACUGCAUUGAGGCGUUUCAGCUGGCGCUACAUUAUUAUUGAUGAAGCUCACCGGAUAAAAAAUGAGAAUUCUCUUCUAUCGAAGACUAUGAGGAUUUACAACACUAAUUAUCGCCUUCUCAUCACAGGCACUCCACUGCAGAAUAAUCUCCAUGAGCUUUGGGCUCUCCUCAACUUCUUGCUACCUGAAAUAUUUAGCUCCGCUGAGACCUUUGAUGAAUGGUUUCAAAUUUCUGGAGAAAAUGAUCAACAGGAGGUGGUCCAGCAGCUCCAUAAGGUCCUUCGCCCAUUUCUUCUUCGGAGGCUUAAGUCUGAUGUAGAAAAGGGUUUACCUCCAAAGAAGGAAACCAUACUUAAAGUUGGAAUGUCUCAGAUGCAAAAGCAGUACUAUCGUGCUCUGCUUCAGAAAGAUUUAGAGGUUAUUAAUGCUGGUGGAGAACGCAAGCGAUUGCUUAACAUCGCCAUGCAAUUGCGCAAAUGUUGCAACCAUCCAUAUCUAUUCCAAGGAGCUGAACCUGGCCCACCCUACACAACUGGUGAACAUCUAAUUGAGAAUGCAGGAAAAAUGGUGCUGUUAGAUAAAUUGCUGCCCAAGCUAAAGGAACGUGAUUCCAGAGUCCUUAUUUUCUCACAGAUGACCAGGCUUUUAGAUAUCUUGGAAGAUUAUCUUAUGUACAGAGGGUAUCAGUAUUGCCGCAUUGAUGGAAAUACAGGCGGAGAGGAUCGUGAUGCAUCCAUUGAAGCUUUUAACAAGCCAGGAAGUGAGAAGUUUGUUUUCUUGCUUUCAACUAGGGCAGGUGGCCUUGGUAUCAACUUGGCCACUGCUGAUGUUGUGGUUCUUUAUGACAGCGAUUGGAAUCCACAAGCUGAUCUGCAAGCUCAAGACCGUGCGCAUAGGAUAGGCCAGAAGAAAGAAGUUCAAGUUUUUCGCUUUUGCACAGAGUAUACUAUCGAGGAAAAAGUGAUUGAGAGAGCAUACAAGAAGCUUGCGUUGGAUGCUUUGGUUAUUCAGCAAGGACGUUUGGCAGAGCAGAAAACUGUCAAUAAGGAUGAUCUUCUGCAAAUGGUGAGGUUUGGUGCUGAAAUGGUUUUCAGUUCUAAAGACAGCACAAUAACAGAUGAGGAUAUAGACCGUAUUAUAGCUAAAGGAGAGGAAACAACAGCAGAACUUGAUGCAAAAAUGAAAAAGUUCACUGAGGAUGCCAUUAAAUUUAAGAUGGAUGAUAAUGCUGAAUUGUAUGAUUUUGAUGAUGAGAAGGAUGAAAACAAGGUUGAUUUCAAGAAACUCGUCAGUGAUAACUGGAUCGAGCCACCUAGAAGAGAAAGGAAGAGGAACUACUCCGAGUCUGAGUACUUUAAGCAAGCUCUUCGCCAAGGUGCACCAGCAAAGCCUAGGGAACCAAGGAUUCCAAGAAUGCCACACUUGCAUGAUUUCCAGUUCUUCAACAACCAAAGGCUAAAUGAAUUGUAUGAAAAGGAAGUGCGAUACCUCAUGCAAGCAAACCAGAAGAAAGAUACCAUAGAUGGUGAAGACGAAGAUCAGUUGGAGCCUUUGACUGCAGAGGAACAGGAAGAGAAGGAGCAGUUACUAGAAGAGGGUUUUGCAUCAUGGACGAGGAGAGACUUCAACACCUUUAUUCGUGCAUGUGAGAAAUAUGGUCGAAAUGACAUAAAAAGCAUAGCCUCUGACAUGGAAGGGAAAACAGAAGAGGAGGUUCAGCGAUAUGCUAAAGUUUUCAAGGAGCGAUACAAGGAAUUGAGUGAUUAUGAUAGAAUUAUCAAGAAUAUUGAAAGGGGAGAAGCAAGAAUAUCCCGCAAGGAUGAGAUUAUGAGGGCCAUUGGGAAGAAGCUAGACCGCUACAAGAACCCAUGGUUAGAGCUGAAAAUUCAGUAUGGCCAAAAUAAAGGGAAGUUCUAUAAUGAGGAAUGUGACCGUUUUAUGCUUUGUAUGGUGCAUAAACUUGGCUAUGGGAACUGGGAUGAACUGAAAGCUGCCUUCCGCAUGUCUCCCUUGUUCCGAUUCGAUUGGUUUGUGAAGUCCAGAACUACACAAGAGUUGGCUAGGCGUUGUGACACCCUUAUCCGACUUGUUGAGAAGGAGAAUCAAGAAUAUGAUGAGCAAGAAAGGCAGGCAAGGAAGGAGAAAAGGCUUGCUAAGAACAUGACUCCAACGAAGCGAGGGGCAUCAAGAAAUUUGGAGGGUGAGACAACUCCAUCGAAUUCUUUCAAGAGGCGGCGGCAGUCCCUUAUGGAUGAUUAUGUGGGCUCGGGGAGGCGUAAGAGAGGGUGAUGUGAUGUUUGCAUCCUGCUUUUGGAGUUUGCCAGGAGAUGAGCAGAUGCAGUAUCUGCAAUGCGCUUAAAGCCCAGCCCUGGAGUGCUCAAUUCCUCUAGCACCUGAGCUCAAAGCCUAGAACGCAGGCUUGACUUUGUAGUGUAACUUCUGCAAUGACAUAGGUUAGUUUAUUCCUAAAUUAAGUGGCAUGUAAAUGCUGUUGGUCAUUUAAUGACUGUGUUGGUCGGUAGUCACCACAUGAUGUAGAGUGUUGCUGCCGUUUUGAAGUGGCUCUCGCCUUGGAGCGAAGUUAAAUUGAACUGUUACUUUGCGCAGCAGGCUGAGAAGUAUGGCACCUACGGUGAGUAGUUGUGGACCUUACGAUUGUCUCGCAGUAGUAGUAGCAAAAGUGAACUGCCUGUGGCCAUAGUAUGGUGCCAACUUUUGUACUGUGACUUCAUAUUUCAGUUCUAUUGCAAGUUUGGAAAACGAAAAUUGAACU
Molecule: messenger RNA, 3936 nt
Organism: Panicum hallii
Lineage: Eukaryota; Viridiplantae; Streptophyta; Magnoliopsida; Poales; Poaceae
Product: probable chromatin-remodeling complex ATPase chain
Exons: 25
Coding region: 129-3452 (1107 amino acids)
Biological process (GO): nucleosome organization; regulation of transcription by RNA polymerase II
Cellular component (GO): chromatin; nucleus
Molecular function (GO): nucleosome binding; histone binding; ATP binding
Source: RefSeq, a predicted model, not a curated record